This is a messenger RNA of Pectinophora gossypiella (pink bollworm), 2238 nucleotides long. RefSeq lists its product as uncharacterized. Lineage: Eukaryota; Metazoa; Arthropoda; Insecta; Lepidoptera; Gelechiidae. The transcript is spliced from 3 exons. The record is from RefSeq and is a predicted model, not a curated record. Gene Ontology annotation, molecular function: DNA binding. Bases 1 to 2238 code for a protein of 745 amino acids.
AUGUUUUUAAGGAAAAAAUCAAACGGAGAAAACCGGCCUAUAUUCAACCUGAAGAGACUCAACGAUUAUGUCUUAGCCCCCAAGUUCCGCCUGAUAAAUCAGUUUCAAAUUCCCAGUCACAUACAGAGAAACGAUUAUAUGAUGAAGUUAGACAUAUCACAGGCGUAUUUUCAUGUUCCGGUCAGGGAAAGUCAUCGACGAUACUUGUCCCUGGUGUAUCAAAAUACAGUCUACGAAAUGACCUGCCUUCCUUUUGGCUUGGCGAGUGCACCCGCAGCUUUUGCCAAGAUAACAAACUGGGUCGCACAGCAAUUGAGAAUGAAAGGGUUACGAGUGAUCGUUUACUUGGACGAUUUUCUAAUCUUUCACGAAAACCAGUACACUCUGGAGAAGCAGGUGAUUGUUGCCAUAAAAUACCUAAAGAAUUUGGGAUGGCAGGUGAACCAAACCAAAUCAUCUACAAAACCUGUAACCCGAAUAGAAUACCUUGGAGUGACCUGGGACACGCGAAGGAACACGAAGAGCCUAUCCAAGGCGAAAGUUCUACAAUUGAGCAACAGCAUCAAGGAAUUACUAAGGAAAAACCGAUGGAGCUGGCACAGCGCCAAAGUAAUCCUCGGCAAGCUGAACUUCGCAUCAUUUGUGGUACCACUCGGGCGUCUUCACUGUCGCCUUAUACAGAAAGCGUCACAAAUACUACCUCGUACACAGCCACGUCGAAGAUUUUCAAUUCCACCAAUAGUAAUGACGGAAUUGAACUGGUGGUUGAAGAAUGUUCGCAUGGCGACGCCGAUUCACUAUCCAGAUCCGUCAAUUUUUAUUACAACAGACGCGGCAGACGUGGGUUGGGGCGCAAUUGUGAACAGUCGCCAUCUAUGGGGCGGAUGGAAUCAGUCGCAGAAAAAGUGGCACAGCAAUAUGAAGGAGCUUUGGACAGUCUUCGAAGUGCUCCAGCGCCUGGGAUACACCCUACAAGGAAAAACCAUCUUACUACAGUCAGACAACCGGACAAGUAUUGCGUACAUCAACAAACAAGGCGGCACGAGAUCAAACAAGCUACUCGAAGCAGCACAGAAAAUCCUUCACUACUGCGAACGUGUACAGUGCCACCUCAUAGCUCGCCACAUUCCUGGGCUGUACAACGGAAUAGCAGACGGAUUAUCGCGGGAAAAAGCUCUCCCAGAGUGGCAUCUGAGCAAACAGAUCUUAGACUGGAUAUUCCAAGAACUUGGCAAACCUGUAAUAGACCUGUUUGCUUCGAGGAGAUCAGCUGUUGUCUCGAUUUACGUCAGCGAAGAUGCCACAGACACACACAGUCACUUUACAGAUGCGUUCAGCAGGACGUGGCGAUACAAGUUGGGAUGGAUCUUCCCUCCGCCAGCACUCAUCCCUCGCGUAUUGAACCACCUGAAGACGUCACAGGGUCAAUACCUCGUAGUGGCUCCCAUCUGGGACAGAGCAUUCUGGAUUCCAGAACUCCAUCGCAUAUCGAAACCACCGCUUCUAAUUCCAAACCUUCAAGAGAACCUCAUCGAUCUCAGAACGAAUCGUCCACCGCCAGGAAUAGAACACUUGAAGUUAGGGGUCUGGAAGUCAUCAUGGAGGAAAUCCACUUUGCAGACCUACAAGCCUAUAUGGUCAAGAUGGUGCCAGUGGGCCAGUAAAAAUGACAUCCGCAUCGAUAAUCCUGACCCUGAAGAUGUUGCUAAGUAUCUGUGUUUCCUUUAUAGGGUUAUAAAGCUAGCUCCCAGAACAAUAGCAGUACACAAGUCAGUCGUUGCCAACUUUAGCAACCCCUCUCGCGCACAAGAACUUGCUUCACACCCUUUAGUUAGGCAAAUAAUCAAAGGCAUCUUUGCUGAUAAGCCUCCAAUCAAAAAACCCUUAUCUUGGCGAAUAGAAGAUUUAAUAAAUUUCCUUAAAAGGUAUGAACUAAAUCAGGAUAACCUUUUUGCUGUUUCAAGACAUACUUCUGUUUUGCUUCUGUUAGCUACCGGCAGAAGGGUUCAUGAUCUGACGCUCUUGACUCUAGAGAAGGAAAACUUUGAAGACAAAGGUGAUGAGUUAAUCUUCUGGCCUAAAUUUGGCUCAAAAACAGACACAACAUCUCACAGGCAAUCGGGAUGGCUGCUGAGAAAGACUCCUGAUGCUUCUGAAAGUCGAUUGGACCUUGUUAGUUGGCAGGAAGUUUCAGAGGCGCAGUUGCAACUAAUAGCUGGUCCAGCAACAGCAGCAUAG